CAUUCAGUCAGCAAUGGCGAUGUCAUGUGUUGAUCCAUCCAUCCAUCCAAUCCAGCAGGCAAUGGUAGAUAUGUACACACAAGCCAACACAACCUCCUAGUCACACACACAUCCACAUGGAUGCAUCUGAAUUCGCAAGCUGGCCAUCUAGCCAUCUAUCUGUCUAUCUUUCCUAUCCUCCAUCGAAUCUAAGUCGCCUCAGCGACUCACUCAGUCGUCCUCUCCGUCAUUGUUCUGAGACGACUCCGCCUCAGACUUCUUGCGCUUCUUGGCUUUGGCCUUGGCCCGCUGCCGCUUGGGGGCCGGCUCGGGGAUGUCCCUCUCGGGCAGCGUCAGCGACGCCGGCGCGUAGAGGGCCCGGAGGUUGUCGAAUGUCUGGCAACCGAUGGCAGAUCCAAUCAGUGCACACAGAGAACACACAGAAUGAGUCGCAUUUCGUGUGGGGGGUGAGGGUGGAGGGUGUUGACCUUUUCUAUGACUGGGGGUCUGAAUCCCUUGGCGGCUUUCUGGUUGAGUCGCAGCAUGUCGAUGGCGAAGAGCUUCAGGUGUCUUGUGAUGGUCUUGUUGUUGGGCGUGGCCAUCAGGCCGUGGUACAGCGCCCAAGGGGUCGGCCACUUGCUCACCAACACCUCGACGGCCUUGACGCCACAGCCCGCCACCUGCACACAAUAAGAGAGAACACUUUUCCUUUUGUCUAGCGCCCUUCUCUCUCUUUCCCUCGCUGUGUGUGUGGGGCGGCAGAGGGUACCUGGCCCAGAUGCCGUCCAAACGUCUGUGUCGUGGUGAGGCCGACGUGCUUCUUGACCACCGCUUCCCACUCGGCAAACUCCCACGUCGCGACACACGACGUGUGCCGCAAGGGGCUACGGAUGGCACGCGACACGGCAGCCGUCACCCUCAUGUGGAGCUUGGCCAACACCUCACAACUGAAGCAAAGAGGGAGGGAACGAGAUAAUGUGGGUGCGAAGGAGGGAGAGGGAGGGGCAUGGGGGCGUACGUGCGUCUGGAGUUGUGUGUGAGGAUCACGUUGAGGCCGGUGAUGAGUUGGGUGUGGGUGAUGGCUGUCGAUCGGGCGCUGUCGUCGUCGCCGUGGAAGCGGCGCUGGCCGAUGUCCCACAUGGUCUGCUGGAACUGCUCCUCUACCAGGUAGAUCACCUAAAGACACACACACACACACACGCGUGCACAAGGUGUGUAGGUGAGUUGGUUUCCGUGUGUGUGUGUGUGUGUGUGUUUGCCUGCUUGAUUCCCGGUGCACGAGACAGCCGAUACUUCUGCUCGUGAUACCUGACACACACAAAACACACCCGCGGCCAUAAUGCAGCCGAUCGGAUGUGUGUUUCCAUCCGCCCUUCCCUCCCUCCCUCCCUGACCCACCUGCCAUCGACAAUGCUCGAGUCCAAAUCGCCCACCGUCUUCCUCUCCACCGCCCACCCCGCCACCCACUCCCCAUACCCACUCCCAUCCUGACGCGCCCCCCGCACCACCCACACAAAGUCACCCAGGGCCAGCACCUUCGUCUCUGCCUUCACCCCCCGCCGCUGCAGUUCAUCCAGCGAGAACUUGUGCCUGGUGGUCUCGCGAGUGUCGACGAGCAGCACCACGUCGAGCGGCGACCGGGGGUCGAUCGCCGCGCUGCCUGACGGGCGCAUUGGCACGAUGUCCCUCGUGACUGGGAGGGAGGGGGGCGGGGGAGGGAGGGGGGGUAGCGGAUCUGCUGCAGCUACUGCUCCUGAUCCCGAUGCUGGUGCUGCUGCUGCUGCUGCCGGACGGUCCUCCUCGCCCCCCAUCAUCAUCAUAUCUAGGUCGUCAUCGACAUCGCCGGGAAAGGGUGGCACGGGUGGUAGAUCCACCCCCACCCCCCCACCCUUGCCCUUGCCCUUCUUGUUCUUCUUCUGACGUGGCGGCGAUGGCGCGUCCGACCGCUGAGACUGCGAGAGGAACGGCGCCCCGGCCGGUCCUGGUCGUGGUGGGUCGUCACACUGCGUGAGGCCAAGCAGCGGCAAAUCGAUGUUGGUGACGAGCGGUGCGGCGACGGCCUCGCCCUCUCGGGUGAGUGAGUAUGCGGGGACAGGCUUGGGGGGUUUGCUGCCGGGCGGGGCGGGGGAGGGGAGACGGGGAGAGGACAUCACUAGGCGCUUGUCUAUCAGCUUCCUGAAGUUGGCCGGGGUGGGCUUGACCUCGAAACUAGGGAGAGCCUGAUUGGAGAGACAGACAGACAGAGAGCAGCGCACAGCUCAUGUGGUGGCUGUCGGGGCUUCCAUCGAAUCGGGCAUGCACAUGCCCCUCACUCACUCACUCACUCACUCACUCACUGACCUCUCUGAGCUCCUGUGCGGCGGUCUUCAUCUCUUCUGCCGUCAUUCGACCGCCGUCAUGCUUGUGCCCAUGGGCAUACAGGCACACGAGCAGCGACCACACAAUGGUGCCUUCCUUGGGCCGGAAGGACGCCGCCAGGCUAUCGGCAUCCGCCCCGCCGCCCUCCCCCUCAUCGCCCAUGCCGCCCGGCCCUCUGCCGUACAUCUGGCUGAGCUCUGCCGCCUUCUUCUGCGCCCAUUUCAGGACGUCCUUGCGGUGGGCCUCUAUGUCGGCCUCAGUGGGGUCUCUGUAGGGGUUGGGCACCAUGGCAGCCAGCUCAUCGGGAUCCCUGAGUGAGAAGGGCAGCGCAGCAGAGGCACAGAGGGAGGGUGGUGUUUGCGUGUGGGGGUGGUGGUUGUGCUGUAUGGUGUGGUGUGGUGUGUGGCGCUUUUACGUGUCGAAGAUCUCUGCUCGUUGUGCGCCGACGCCCCCGAUCCAGCGCUUGGCGUAGGCGCCGCUUACCACGGGCAGCGGGAAGGAAUACAGACUCUUGACCACCUGGGCAUACACAACACAACACAACACAUGCAUCCACCGACAUAUGAGUGAGAGCCUCCCUCCCUCCCUCCCUGCCUGCCUGCCUGCCUGCCUGCCUGUUCCGUUCCCUCCCUACCUGUCCCAGCCCCUUGGCAGCGUUUUGUCGCCCUUCUCGGUUGGCCUUGUCCCCCUCCGUCUGGUGGUAGUUGAUCAGCUGCCAGUUCUCGGGAUGCCCGCCCUUGGGCACAUCCUUUCUUCUCUGAGCACCAGCUGCUGCUGUCGCUGCUGCUGAUGUCGCCUGCAUCCCGCAGUCAGCGUCCAUCUUGUUGAGAAGGCUGCGGAGAGGCGGAAUGUAUGCGGCAAGCAAACGUGUGAUGAAUGCUUUCAUCCACCAUGG
This is a messenger RNA of Vitrella brassicaformis, 3232 nucleotides long. NCBI's taxonomy places the organism in Eukaryota, Vitrellaceae. The record is from the annotation of a GenBank genome assembly.